Messenger RNA from Staurois parvus, 312 nucleotides. The record is from the annotation of a GenBank genome assembly. NCBI's taxonomy places the organism in Eukaryota, Metazoa, Chordata, Amphibia, Anura, Ranidae.
AAUUGAGGAGUAACCAGUUGAUGUCAGGGAUCCUGCAGCUGUGCGACAGCUAUGGAUCCCCUCGGGCCACGGCGGUGCGAGUGCAUAUGUGUGUGAGCGUGCGGGCACGCAUGUCACCGCAGGGCGGGCUAUUUAAACCUGCAAUACAGUGUAAUCAAUGCCUUCUGGUCUAUAACGUCCUGCAUUCCAUAACCUGAUUCUGUUGCCUGUAUCCUGAUCUGACCUGACUAAGAAAGAACUCCGCCUGCACCGACCCCGGCUAUCCCUGACUAUCCGCUUGCCUGCUCCCUUGUACUUGAUUUGCUCGUUUGA